AUGCAGGGGUGCAAACCUUCUUCCACCCCUUUCCUGAAGGACAUCAGCUCCUUGUACAAAGAAGACAACCAUUUGGAUGAUCCUCAAUCCUACAGAAGGCUAAUAGGGAAGCUUCUAUACCUUACAAACACCAGACCUGACUUAUGCUUUACCAUUAAUCUCCUUAGUCAAUUUAUGCAAUUUCCCACUAAUUCUCAUUAUCAAGCUAUUCAACAUGUUCUCAGAUAUAUCAAAUCCUCACCAUCUGAAAGAUUAUUUUUUGCAGCAGACUCCUCUAAACACUUAAAAGCCUUUAGCGACUCUGACUGGGCAACAUGUCCUAAUACUAGGAGAUCCACCACAGGAUUUUGCAUUUUUCUUGGGUCUUCUCUCAUCUCAUGGAAAUCUAAAAAGCAGAGGACUGUCUCCAGAUCCUCCACUGAAGCUGAGUACAGGGCACUUGCAGCCACUGUGUGUGAAAUUCAAAUGGCUCCGUUAUCUAUUACAAGACCUUCAAACUGA
Messenger RNA from Vigna radiata var. radiata (mung bean), 501 nucleotides. RefSeq lists its product as uncharacterized. NCBI's taxonomy places the organism in Eukaryota, Viridiplantae, Streptophyta, Magnoliopsida, Fabales, Fabaceae. The transcript has a single exon. The record is from RefSeq and is a predicted model, not a curated record. Bases 1 to 501 code for a protein of 166 amino acids.